AUGGAGAAUCCGGGAAAAAGAGAAGGAAUCGUCGAGAUUUCGGAAAAUUCAGGACCGAUGAUGGCGAUUGAGCGAAUCAUGGUGAAUACAGAAUCAAAGAACGGAAAUGGAAAACCAUCGACAUCACCCAAUAUUCUCAUCUUGAACAUUUUCGAUGCCAACUGCAAUAAAGUCAAGAUCCAUGAAUUCUGCGACGAUCAAAGCAAACUGCCGCCCUAUGUCCACCUCGAUCAUCUGGCAACGCAAAAUGAGAUGCAAAAAGUGUUGGAGAAAGUUUUCUGUGGAAUGUUCGCUCGCAUUGAGGACAAGAAGAUCAUCUGGAUGUCGGGAAAAGAGCUCAGUGAAGCCUUAUUGAUGAAGCUUGAGGCAGAUAAUGCCGAGAAGUGUUUCCAAAAAAGAAGCACAACUUCAACGAGAGCGCUA
This is a messenger RNA of Mesorhabditis belari, 423 nucleotides long. The record is from the annotation of a GenBank genome assembly. Lineage: Eukaryota; Metazoa; Nematoda; Chromadorea; Rhabditida; Rhabditidae.